AAGUAAAAGUUUACAAUUGAGAUAUUGAAAACCGCGUGUUGACGGCAGCCAUUUUUAUUACUAAUAAACUAUCAACAGUAUUUUAAUUUCUUGCUUUUAUUUCUAUUUCAGGAUAGUGGGUCUAUCCUCACUCAUUCACUCAAGAUGGGAGCGUAUCGUUACGUACAGGAAUUGUACCGCAAGAAGCAGAGCGAUGUCAUGCGCUAUCUGCUGCGAGUUCGUGUCUGGCAGUACCGCCAGCUGACCAAGUUCCACCGUGCCCCCAGACCGUCCCGACCGGAUAAGGCUCGUCGCCUGGGCUACAAAGCCAAGCAAGGAUUCUCGAUCUUCCGGGUGCGUGUGCGCCGUGGUGGUCGUAAACGCCCAGUUGCCAAAGGUUGUACCUACGGUAAGCCCAAAAGCCAGGGUGUUAACCAGCUGAAGCCCUACCGCUGUCUGCAGUCCGUUGCUGAGGAACGUGUUGGUCGUCGUUUGGGAGGUCUGCGUGUGCUGAACUCCUACUGGGUUGCCCAAGAUGCCGCCUACAAGUACUACGAGGUGAUUAUGGUCGAUACCGCCCAUAACGCUAUCCGUCGUGACGCUAAGGUCAACUGGAUCUGCAAUGCCGUUCACAAGCACCGUGAAUUGCGCGGUCUUACCUCGGCCGGCAAGAGCAGCCGCGGAUUGGGCAAGGGAUACCGGUAUGCCCAAACCAUCGGUGGAUCGCGUCGGGCGUGCUGGCGUCGCCGCAACCGUCUGCACAUGCGUCGUUAUCGUUAAGAUGUUUGAUCAUUUUUUGCUGUGAACAGAUCAAUAUAAGAAUGAUGAAAAUGA
Messenger RNA from Wyeomyia smithii (pitcher-plant mosquito), 813 nucleotides. RefSeq names its product 60S ribosomal protein L15 (gene RpL15). Bases 145 to 759 code for a protein of 204 amino acids. The record is from RefSeq and is a predicted model, not a curated record. The transcript has 3 exons. Gene Ontology annotation, cellular component: cytosolic large ribosomal subunit; ribosome. Gene Ontology annotation, molecular function: RNA binding; structural constituent of ribosome. Gene Ontology annotation, biological process: cytoplasmic translation. NCBI's taxonomy places the organism in Eukaryota, Metazoa, Arthropoda, Insecta, Diptera, Culicidae.